AUGGAUUUUGAACUUUUUAAAACGGAAUGGACUCUGCUACCAGCACACUCUCAGCAGCCGGGUAUACCCAACCAUGUGCAGCCGGGGAGUUUGCCGGCUCAUCUAUCCGGGGGACCUCCUAAACCUAAUCAUCAGUUCCAACCACAGGGUGGUAUACCUAGUGGACCUCCUCCCUCUUCUACUCCACCAACUCUUCAGCCUCAAUCCCUUCCUUCACAGCCUCCUAUUCAGCCUCAGCAACAGAUAGUUGCUGCACAACUCAUUCCUCAACCUAAACCAAGAGAGAAGAGAGGGUUAGAUAUUAUAAACCCUGAUACUGGGAAGAGCAUAUUUGCUGAUGCUAAGAAGGAAUCUACUCCACAACCUACUCCACUAGCACCAGCUGAGGUUGCUCCUGUGGAAGAACCUGUGAUAAAGAAUGCUUCUAGUGGAUUUGCUGCUCAGUUUGCAGCGCAGGUAGCUGCCGUAGCAGACGUAAAGCAGGGUAAGCAGCCGGUUGUAGAUACUAAACCUGACGCUGUUCCUGGAAAUAAAGCAGCGGACACCCCCAUACAGAACAAAGAGAUGUUGAGUGUUGUCGCUGAAACUAAAAGAGAAGAAAGUCUCUACGAGCCUGUGAGCCCUACACCUCUACCCGACAGCCCCGUGGAAGAGGUUAAACCUAGUCCGGCCUCUGAGGACAAACCUGGAUCUCCUGUUCCCGCCGAUGACGGUUUUAUCGAGGCCAGGAGCAGGAAGAAGAAGUCUGCUGCUACUAAAAAAGCUGAGUUGAACAGGAAGGGAAUGGAGAAGGAGCAGAAUAAGGAUCUAUUGGAAGUAUUUAUGGACGGAUCUGCGCCAACAAAGAAAACUACUGCAGAGGAACCCGCCGCCAAACUGCCUACCCCGCCCAAGGAGCAGGAUUCCGAGCCAGUGAAGCCCAAGGAGCCCGAAUUUAAGGAACCAACUCCGCCCAAGGCUGAACCUCUCAAAGUCACCGUAAACGAGUUUGUUCCCCGAAACUUCGUGGCGGAGAAAACUCCAGAACCGGUUCCCGCCGAGGUAGUGGUUCCUGAGCCCGAGAUUAAAACUAAUGGUAUAGAUGCUGUUACUGCUGGAAACCAUGCUGAGGAGGAAGACGUGGAGGAGGUUGAAGAGGGAGAGAUUGUGAGUGAUACUGAAGAAGAGAUGGAGGGGAAAACUAAGUUGAAAUAUGAAUACAAGGAUGAUCAAUGGUCCCCACUGAACCCCGAGGGUAAGAAACAGUAUGAUCGAGAGUUCCUGAUCAAACUUCAGUACGAAGAAUUAUCCAUGACGAAACCUUUAACUCUCCCCAACAUGGAGAUUGUCAAAGAUAAACCCACUUCAAGAUCUUCAAGUAUGAGAUCCUUUGAUUUUGCUCCACAUUUUGUGAUAUCCAACUCAAGUAGACAAGGACCAAAUAAGAGGUUGAGCAAAAGCAAAGACGCCCCAAAGCCCUCCGUCCGUGUGAUUUCUAUCCCGAGCUUUAGUCAGGAUGUUCAGUUGCAUAAGGCAGAGAAUGCUUGGACCCCCGGGAUUGCGGCUAAAAAGGCCGGAAUAGAAAUUUCCGAGGAUGAAACAGCCGACCUAGCCAAGAAGGUCAGAGCAAUCCUUAACAAACUCACCCCGCAGAAGUUUGAAGUCCUAGUUCAGAAGUUUAAAGAGCUUCCAAUUGAUUCCGAGGCCAAACUUAAGAUUUGCAUGGAGUUGAUAUUUGAGAAGGCUGUGGAUGAACCUUCCUUCAGUGUUGCAUACGCUCAAAUGUGUCAAUCCCUCAUGAAGAAGUCGAUUAUUGUAAAAGAAGGUACGGAGCAGAAGGAAUUGUCUUUCAAGAAGCUUCUGAUCACCCGUGUUCAGCAGGAGUUCGUCAAGGACUACAUGGACGAUGUGGACAGAGUAGGACACGAGGCCAAGAUGGAGGAUCCUAAUCUAUCAGAAGAGGAAAAGAAGCUUGCUAGAGAUACUUUCAUGGCACUUGAAAUGAAAGCUAGACGGAGAUCCUUGGGUAAUAUUAGAUUUAUAGGAGAAUUAUACAAACUAGAGAUGUUAACCUGCAAGAUUAUGCACGAGUGUGUAUUUAAACUUCUUAAGACAACAGACGACGAAUCUAUUGAGUGUUUGUGUCGGUUGAUAACUACAGUAGGCCAGGUUCUGGAGAAGGAAACAGUUCAGAAGAUGUCGACGACACCUAAGGAGAGGAUCGCUAGUAUGGGUAUCCGAGAUAUCGCAUUCUACUUCACGGAGAUGAAGAAAAUUAUCGCAGAGAAAGUGAUCAGCGCCAGGGUGAGAUUUCUGAUGCAGGACGUCGUGGACCUCCGUGCUAAUAACUGGCAGAAGAGGAGGGAGGAUGCCGGCCCUAAAACCAUAGAAGAGAUCCAUGCACAAGCUAAGAAGGAGCAGUUGAGUGAGAAACUUAAUAUGUAUAACACAGGUCCUCCCCCAUCCAUGCCGAGACGAGAUGAUCCUCGUAAACGAUCUCAGAAGAGUUCCAUAAGCAACCAGGAGGAGGGAGGAUGGCAGGUCCCCACCAGGGCCGCCAAGAACACCUUGGACAAAUUUGAUAGCUCCAGGGUGAGAAACAUGGUUAACCAUAAAGUAGACAUUGACACUGUUCAGCUCGGUCCUUCAAUUGGUAGAGGAGGAGGUGGGUUCGGAACCUGGGGUAAGGGAUCUGCAGGACCCAAGAGCAGUAGACAUGAGGACACUACAAUGCAGAAUAAUAGGUUUGCAAGUCUCUCCAGUGAUUCCAACCCCGCUUACGAGGGAAGAACUAGCGGAGGUUACUCUUCCAGCCGACCUGGAUCUAGACCAGGUUCCUAUGUUGGUCGUGGGAGUCGAGGUCAGUCAGUGGAUAAUGACAAGGCCACAUUGUUGCAGGCUGUGAAGGAAAUGAAUCCUGGUGGCGGGAGAUCUACGAGUACGAUCUUACCCCGGGAUUCAGAGCGUGGAUCUGUUGUUACUAAAUCUGCCAGUAUGAUGGCUCCUCCAGUUUCCUCUUCAUCUGAAAGCCUUCUGCGUGGUAAAUCAACGGAGUCCAGAGAAAACCUGGACAAAAUAUCUAAGGGCCUUUUAGAAGAGUUUCUCAGCGUCUGUGAUUAUAACGAAGCUGGUCAGUGCUUGAUCGAGAAGUUUCAUCCUGACACUAUUAGUAUGUUUGUCGAAGCUGCAUUAAAUGAAGUGAUCGAUUCUUCUGAAAAGAAUCGCAGGAACGCUGGUAGUCUGUUAUCGAACUUAGUGAAGAAAAACAUUUUAAAAUCUGAAAGUCUAAUGUUCGGGCUUUCUAAAUUCUUGGAAUUUGCCCCCGACAUAUUAGUUGAUGUUCCUAAACUCUGGGAUUUCCUAGCAUCUGUUCUAUCAACCUCCCUACUAGACGAGACAUUAACUCUAACGCUGCUAGAGAAAAGCAAUGAGGCUCUGAGAGCAAUUGAUCCUGCUUGCUGCGGCAAGUAUAUGGGAGCAGUAUUUAGAGAGCUUGGUAAACAGAACGAGGAGAGAGCUAGUCUUCUGUGGGCUAAUUCUGGUCUAUCCUGGUCAACCAUUCUGGAACCAGAAUCAGAUAUUGCAGAAUUCGUCAAGGCUAAUGGUGUCGGGUUCACAGUCACAGCUGGUUCAGGAUCCGGUGCUAAGAAAGGAUUUAAUUCUGAAUCCUUCAAAACCGGUCUCUCCGAGAAGCUCGGAUCUGGAGAGAAUCGAAGCGGAGUCGUUGAGUAUAUAAACGCUCGUGUUAGUCAGGAGGAACAGGCAGACCCCAUGUUUAUACGGACACUGUUAACGGUCGUCGUUGAGUCCUCUCUAGACGGUCUCGGCGGUCCUAUUAGUGAUAUCAAGUUAAAGGAAGAGGUUUUCCAGUCUCACUGCACAGAUAUACUACAUAAGCUUGUGAGUGGACCCGAAGCAGAACUAGAGGCUUUAUUCGCUCUGCAGCACCUUAUGCAUAGGUUGGAGCAUCCUAACCGUGUAUUGACCCAACUGUUUGAGAAGCUGGAGCAGCAGGAUGUUAUCCGUCCUGAAUCCUUCUUGCAGUGGAAGCAGAACGAAGACUCAGCCAACCUGCCGGGGAAAGGAGUUUGUGUCAACUCCACAACACAGUUCUUCGUCUGGUUGCAGGAGAACACGGAGGAGGAGGAGGAGAAUGAGGAAUAAAUCCAACAUUUCAUAUUUUAAUAUUUGUAGUUUAAUUUUACAAAAACUACAGCUAGAGACAUUAGCAGAGAGGAUUAACUCGCUCUGGAUUAAACAUAUUAAAUCUACUCCUGGUAUAAUGAAAAAUAUCCUAGUCCUACACUAAGGAUUACAAUUGAAAUUAAAUCCUCUAAAAAUGAGGGGAGGGGGGGGUCGUACUGUUCUUUUUUGUUCAAGGAUAAAAAUGGGAUCUAAAAGUUGGCAUAGUUUCUUCAGUCAUGAGCAACCAGGGGGAUUAAGUUGUUUUUGUUAAUGUAUAUAUUCUCCUAUGUUCAGCAUUGUAGAUCACACUAAAGGUUGAUAAUCCAGUUUAAUCAACAUUGCAAGUUAUUAGUAACACUUAUGUGAUUUUAUACGACUACGUGCUAAAAUAAAAUUUUAUUAUUUA
Molecule: messenger RNA, 4570 nt
Organism: Eurytemora carolleeae
Lineage: Eukaryota; Metazoa; Arthropoda; Copepoda; Calanoida; Temoridae
Gene: eIF4G1
Product: eukaryotic translation initiation factor 4 gamma 1
Exons: 9
Coding region: 1-4143 (1380 amino acids)
Cellular component (GO): eukaryotic translation initiation factor 4F complex
Molecular function (GO): protein binding; mRNA binding; translation initiation factor activity
Source: RefSeq, a predicted model, not a curated record